AUGAGCGAAAAACCUUCAAUUACAUGGCUUGAAAAAGCUAUUCGCGAUGAGUGGAAGAAUGGUGGAUUGACUGUCGCUCUUAAAUGUCUAAAAGUUAGUACAGUUAAUAAGGAAGAAUAUACUAAAGCAUUUGUGAAGGAGGUAUGA
This is a messenger RNA of Scutellospora calospora, 147 nucleotides long. NCBI's taxonomy places the organism in Eukaryota, Fungi, Glomeromycota, Glomeromycetes, Diversisporales, Gigasporaceae. The record is from the annotation of a GenBank genome assembly.